GUGUUGUGAACUAGUUUACUACUACUACUAUUUUUUUUUCAUUCCUCGUUUCCUCUCCCUCUCUCUCUCUCUCAUUCAUAUAGUUUUGUAGAUGAACAAUCAGAGAAAUUCGAUUUGAAAUUAUCUGUGCUAGACUAGAUUGAUUGAGUUAUGAUGAAGUAGAUAAAGGAGUUUUGAUUACCUUCUCAGUUGGUUUGAUUGUUUUGUUUUGUUUUGUUUUACUUGUUAGUUUGGUUGAAGGGGUUCUCGCUUUUCUUCUCCUGGUUUUAAUGGGUUCAGGAGGAGAAGAAAUAGUGAAAAAGGAGAAAGAUGAGGAAGUCAGGAGAGAUUGCGUAUUGUUCAGAGGUUCAAUUCCUGCCCAAUUUUUGCCACUUAGGUCUUGCUUUAAGCAUUGCAGUUACUCUUCCAUGUCUUCUUUUAAGUGAAACCGCGGCUUUUGACACCCCGUAGUGUUUAAGAUAGAAACUGAAAACAAAGAGCACAUAGAAAACAGUCUGAUAUAAUACCAUCCAUAUAGCUUCUUCGUUUCAGUCAUGAAGAGGCUUGGCAGCUCAGAAUCACUUGGUGCUGUGAUUUCCAUAUGCCCAUCUGCAGAAGAGAAGGGCUUGGGAGCAAGCAACCACGUAUAUAGGAGGAGUUUCCAAUCCAUGUUGGAUGGCUUAGACGAAGAGGACUGUUUAGAAGAACAGGGCCAGAUCUCCGAGAAGAAAAGGCGAUUGAGCGUGGAUCAGGUGAAGGCCUUGGAGAAGAAUUUCGAGGUCGAGAACAAGCUCGAACCGGAGCGGAAAGUCAAACUAGCUCAAGAACUCGGCUUGCAACCACGACAGGUGGCUGUGUGGUUUCAGAACCGACGAGCCAGGUGGAAGACCAAACAAUUAGAGAGAGAUUACAAUCUUCUCAAAUCCAAUUACGAGACUCUCAAGGAGAGUCACAACGCUCUCCAACAAGACAAAGAAGCUCUACUUGCUGAGAUAAGAGAGCUGAAGUCGAAACUCGGAGAAGAAAAUACCGAAAGCAACAUCUCAGUUAAACAAGAGGCAGUGAUGUCGGAGUCCGAUAACGUAGCUACUGGACAGAGUAAGAUCCCUGCCGCUGGGGUGUUAGGAGGGUCCGAGGCUACCGAACCAAACCAGGAAGGCUACAAGAAUAGCAACGCCAACAACGGAGUAGGUGCUUCGGGGUUUACUGAUUUCAAGGACGGUUCAUCUGACAGCGACUCCAGCGCUAUCUUAAACGAAGACAACAGCCCGAAUGCAGCAAUAUCUUCGCCCGGGGUUUUUCAGCAAAACCAGAUACUGGUCUCCCCGACUUCAUCUUCACUAAGAUUCAACUGCUCUUCCUCGUCUUCGCCUUCUUCAAUAAAUUGUUUUCAGUUCGCGGAUUCAAGGGGUGUUUCAGCGAGUGCCCAGAAAGCGUACCAACACCAGUUAAUGAGAAUGGAAGAGCACAACUUCUUUAAUGCUGAGGAGCCCUGCAAUUUCUUUUCUGAAGAUCAAGCUCCGAGUCUUCAAUGGUACUAUCCCGAUCAGUGGAACUAAACAGAACCCGGAUCAGAAAACCAAGGAAAAAAUGAAAAAUCAAGACUCGAAAGAGAAAAAAGGCCCUGAAAAUUUUGUAAAAUGGCACUGUAUUCAAAUCCCCAUUGUACAAAACAAAAGUUGCAGAUUUUCAGAGGUCGAUCAACGAAGGAGCGGUAUAAGCCAGAGAUUCAAAAAGAAUCACAGUCAGAAAGAGAGAGAGAGAGAGAGAGAGAGAGAGAUUUCACGUGGGGUCGUGGUCAGGGUGAGUAUGGUGACGUCUUGGUGGUUGAUUCUGCCCUUUACCGUUCCGUACAAGGAAAAUGGCGGGAAUCAUUAGCUCGUUAUUAAACUCUUUUCUGUUUAAAAAAACAGCCAAAAUCGAAACGGUGAAAAUGCUGUUCUGAUCAGCUUCCCCUU
Molecule: messenger RNA, 1937 nt
Organism: Nelumbo nucifera (sacred lotus)
Lineage: Eukaryota; Viridiplantae; Streptophyta; Magnoliopsida; Proteales; Nelumbonaceae
Product: homeobox-leucine zipper protein ATHB-16-like
Biological process (GO): positive regulation of DNA-templated transcription
Cellular component (GO): nucleus
Molecular function (GO): DNA-binding transcription factor activity, RNA polymerase II-specific; sequence-specific DNA binding
Source: RefSeq, a predicted model, not a curated record